Cavia porcellus (domestic guinea pig) is the source of this 2589-nucleotide messenger RNA. It is a transcript of the gene Nasp, whose product is annotated as nuclear autoantigenic sperm protein. Gene Ontology annotation, molecular function: histone binding. The record is from RefSeq and is a predicted model, not a curated record. The transcript is spliced from 15 exons. Bases 145 to 2481 code for a protein of 778 amino acids. Gene Ontology annotation, biological process: CENP-A containing chromatin assembly; DNA replication-dependent chromatin assembly. Gene Ontology annotation, cellular component: nucleoplasm. Lineage: Eukaryota; Metazoa; Chordata; Mammalia; Rodentia; Caviidae.
AGCCCUAGUAUAUAAGGGAGCUCUGGCCGCGCGGGGUCUCCAAUCUGCCAUUUUCUGUUCUAAGUGAGGCUGUGGUAUCCCAAAUUCCCUUCGUUUACCUCACAGGCUCGUUUCCGCCCAGAGGCCCAGCACCGCAGGGGAACGAUGGCCACAGAGUCCACAGCUACAGCUGCCAUCGCUGCGGAUCUAGUCUCCGCUGACAAAAUUGAAGAUGCUCCUGCUCCUUCUACUUCUUCAGAUAAAGUGGAAAGUCUGGAUGUGGAUAAUGAAGCUAAGAAGCUGUUAGGGUUAGGACAGAAACAUCUGGUGAUGGGAGAUAUUCCAGCAGCUGUCAAUGCAUUCCAGGAAGCGGCCAGUCUCCUAGGUAAGAAGUAUGGAGAAACAGCUAAUGAGUGUGGAGAAGCCUUCUUUUUCUAUGGGAAGUCACUUUUGGAGUUGGCAAGAAUGGAAAAUGGUGUGUUGGGAAAUGCCUUGGAAGGUGUGCAUGUGGAAGAAGGAGAAAAAGCAGAUGAUGAAUCUGUAGUAGAAAAUAAUAACAUAGAUGAGGAAGCAAGGGAAGAGUUGAGAGAACAGGUUUAUGACGCCAUGGGAGAAAAAGAAGCCGCCAAAAAACCAGAAGGCAAUUCUCUGGCAAAGCCUGAAACUGAUUUACAAAAGAAGAGUGAAAUUGAGAAGGGUGGAAAAGAAGACAUGGAUAUAAGUGUGCCUACAGAGAAGCUACAGGAAACAGUUGGAUUGAUUCCAAAUCAGUCAACUGAAACCUCUGAAGAGGCAAAAGCAACAGCAGGACCAGAAGGACUGCAUGAAGCUGAGUUUACUAUUGGGAAGCCAGAACAGAAAGCACCAGACACAGAGGAAGAAAAAUCAAUUUUUGGAAAUGACAUCCAAAAAGAAUAUAGAGAAAAAGGUCAGGAGGAGCAGGAAGAGGUAACUGUGAGCACAAAGGCUAAGCCAAAAGAAGAUUCCCAAGAACAGCCAGUUUUGACUGUUGAAAAGCUGGGCACUGCAGCAGAGGUUGAAUUGGAGCCUGUGGAGCCCACAAUCAAGCCAGUGGAUGUGGGUGGGAAUGAGCCAGAGAGACAGGUAGCUGCCUCUGAAAAUGAGCCAGGAAAGGCUUUGCUGGAACAACUGGUAGGGCAAGAAGUGCUUUCUUUUGAAGAGUCACCAGUGAUGACAACAGAAGCUACGGAGGCCUUAGCUCCAGAGUCUGGAUCAGAAGUCUCUGAAAAGCCAGAGCAGGAACCCACAGUUCCCCCACAGGAAGGUCUAGGCAGUGGACUAUCAGCUAUAGGAGAUCAGACUCCUGUCGAACCACAGACUUCUGCAAAAACAAAAGGUGGCUCAGGUCUAGAGGAGAAGGUCAGGCCAGAGAUAGUUCUUAGCCAGGAGAUUAAGCUGCCUAUAGAAGAAUCUCAGGCAGCUGCAGAUGGGGUUGAAACCAAAGUAGCCCAGAGGGCUACAGAGAAAGCACCUGAAGACAAAGUUAAUCUAGCUGCUAAUGAAGAGACCCAACAGAGAGAAGAACAGAUGAAAGAGGGUGAAGAGACUGAAGGCUCAGAAGAAGAGGAUAAAGAAAAUGACAAGGCUGAAGAAAUACCAAAUGAAUCUAUUCUUGAAAAUAAGUCUCUUCAAGAAAGUGAGGAGGAUGACAUUGGGAACCUAGAGCUUGCCUGGGAUAUGCUGGAUUUAGCAAAGAUCAUUUUUAAAAGACAAGAAACAAAAGAAGCCCAGCUUUAUGCUGCACAGGCACAUCUUAAACUUGGAGAAGUUAGUGUUGAAUCUGAGAACUACAUCCAGGCCGUAGAGGAGUUCCAGGCCUGCUUGACCUUGCAGGAGCAGUACUUGGAAGCCCAUGACCGACUCCUUGCAGAGACUCACUACCAGCUGGGCUUAGCCUAUGGAUACAACUCUCAGUAUGAUGAGGCAGUGGCACAGUUCAGCAAAUCUAUUGAAGUCAUUGAGAAGAGAAUGGCUGUACUAAAUGAAGAGAUGAAGGAGGCUGAAGUGUCUACUGAAUAUGAGAAAGAAAUUGAGGAACUGAAGGAACUGCUACCUGAAAUAAGAGAGAAGAUAGAAGAUGCAAAGGAGUCCCAACAUAGUGGGAAUGUAGCUGAAUUGGCGCUGAAAGCUACUCUGGUCGAGAGCUCUACUUCAGGUUUCACUUCUAGUGGAGGCGGCUCUUCAGUAUCCAUGAUUGCCAGUAGAAGAACAAUAGAUGGUGCUUCCUCAUCAAAUUGUGUGACUGAUAUUUCCCAUCUUGUCCGAAAGAAGAGGAAACCAGAGGAUGAGAGUCCCCGGAAAGAUGAUGCAAAGAAAGCCAAACAAGAGCCGGAAGUCAAUGGAGGCAGUGGGGAUACAGUCCCCAGUGCAAAUGAAGUUUCGGAAAGCAUGGAGGAGGAGGUUGAGAAGCAGGCCGACAGCCGGGCCUCAGCAGAGGGCACAGUAGAGGCAGGAGCCACUGUCAAGACCAAUGCAUGUUGAGAGCGGCAAUGGAGCCUUCCUCCUAGGGGAAAGUGUUUUUUGUAAAUAAUGUAUUUUUUCACUUUUGGGGGUUCUUUUUGUAUAACUUCAAUAAAGAUGAUAAGCAAA